AUGAGACGAUCUGCAGCACCAAGUCAGUUGCAGGGGAAUUCCUUCAAAAAACCAAAAUUUAUGCCACCAGGAAGAAGUAAUCCAACUCCAAAUGAAGGGAUUACAAAGCUGAAUCCAGAUAUAAAAUUAAUAGAGGGUGCUGCAAAUAAUACCUUUCUCCAGUCACAAGAUGAUCCUAGUUUAAAUCUUCUGCCUACUGAAGAAAGUACUAGAAAAAUUACUCACGAGGAUAAUUACAGUGGAAAAUAUUGUUUUGAAGCAUCUGCAGUGACAUUAGGUCCACCUCAUAUAGUUCAUUCAGCCCUUAAAGAAAUAACAGUGUCCAAGGGACAAGAAGAGGAACCUGAUAGCCUAGUUAAAUAUUUCAGUGUUGUUUGGUGUAAGGCUUCAAAGAAAAAACACAAAAAAUGGGAAGGUGAUGCUGUUCUUAUUAUAAAAGGAAGGUCAUUUACAUUAAAGGAUUUGGAAGGCAAAGACAUUGGAAAAGGCAUUGGAUAUAAAUUCAAAAACCUUGACAAUAUCGAAGAGGGCCAAACACUGAUGAUUGGUGGAAAAGAAAUAGAAGUUAUGGGUGUAAUCUCUCCAGAUGACUUCAACAGUGGCAGGUGUUUUCAGUAUGGAGGAGGAAGUCCUGCUGUCCCAAGUUCUUCUCAGGCUGCCAGGAAGUGUUUCUCUAACCCUUUCAAAAGUGUCUGUAAAUCAGGUUCAAAGGAAAAUAGACAGAAUGAUUUCCAAAAUUGCAAACCACGCCAUGACCCAUAUACACCAAAUUCCCUUGUUAUGCCACGACCAGACAGGAAUCAUCAGUGGAUGUUUAAUAAGAACUGUUUCCCUCUUGUGGAUGUAGUGAUAGAUCCUCACCUUGUAUAUCACCUUCGACCACAUCAGAAAGAAGGAAUCAUAUUUCUUUAUGAAUGUGUGAUGGGAAUGAGAAUGAAUGGCAGAUGUGGAGCUAUUCUUGCUGAUGAAAUGGGUUUAGGGAAAACAUUGCAAUGCAUUUCGCUCAUCUGGACCCUACAGUGUCAGGGACCUUAUGGAGGCAAGGCAGUAAUAAAGAAGACACUUAUUGUCACACCUGGAAGCUUGGUGAAUAAUUGGAGGAAAGAAUUUCAAAAAUGGCUAGGAAGUGAAAGGAUCAAGAUAUUUACUGUUGAUCAGGACCACAAAGUUGAAGAAUUUAUCAAAUCUACAUUUUAUUCUGUUCUUAUCAUCAGUUAUGAAAUGUUACUUCGUUCCUUGGAUCAAAUUAAGAAUAUAAAAUUUAAUCUUUUAAUUUGUGAUGAGGGACAUCGUUUAAAGAACAGUGCUAUUAAGACAACUACAGCCCUCAUUAGCCUCUCUUGUGAGAAAAGAAUAAUUCUAACUGGUACUCCAGUUCAGAAUGAUCUGCAAGAAUUUUUUACGUUAAUUAAUUUUGUAAAUCCGGGGAUAUUAGGCUCUUUGUCAUCUUAUAGGAAAAUAUAUGAAGAACCCAUCAUUAUAUCGAGAGAACCUUCUGCUUCUGAGGAAGAAAAGGAGUUAGGAGAGAGAAGAGCAGCUGAACUUACUUGCCUCACCGGGCUCUUUAUCCUUAGAAGAACCCAGGAAGUCAUAAAUAAAUAUCUUCCACCUAAAAUAGAGAAUGUAGUCUUUUGCCGACCAGGAUCACUACAGAUUGAGCUUUAUCGAAAGCUGUUGAAUUCUCAGGCUGUCAGGUUCUGUCUUCAAGGAUUGUUGGAGAAUAGUCCUCAUUUAAUAUGUAUAGGAGCUCUUAAAAAACUGUGCAAUCACCCCUGCCUUUUGUUCAACUCUAUAAAGGAAAAAGAAUGUAGCUCAACUUGUGAUGAAAAUGAAGAAAGGAGUCUAUACAAGGGCUUGUUAAAUGUGUUCCCUGCUGAUUACAACCCUCACCUGUUUACUGAGAAGGAGUCAGGAAAACUACAGGUGCUCUCAAAGCUCUUAGCAGUUAUCCACAAACUUCGUCCUACUGAAAAAGUGGUGUUGGUAUCCAACUAUACACAAACCUUGAAUAUUUUACAAGAAGUUUGCAAGCAUUAUGGAUAUGCUUAUACAAGACUUGAUGGACAAACACCAGUCUCUCAAAGGCAGCAAAUUGUUGAUGGCUUCAAUAGUAAAUACUCUUCUGAUUUUAUUUUUUUGUUAAGUUCAAAAGCUGGUGGUAUGGGACUCAACCUAAUUGGAGGAUCUCACUUAAUUCUGUAUGACAUUGAUUGGAAUCCAGCCACUGAUAUCCAGGCAAUGUCUAGAGUAUGGAGAGAUGGUCAGAAACAUCCCGUCCAUAUUUACAGACUUCUUACCACAGGUACAAUAGAGGAAAAGAUCUAUCAAAGGCAGAUCAGUAAGCAAGGUCUUUCUGGGGCAGUUAUAGACCUAAACAAGACAUCUGAACAUAUUCAGUUUUCAGUAGAGGAACUUAAGAAUUUGUUCACGUUACAUGAAAGUUCACAUUGUGUUACUCAUGACCUGCUUGACUGUGAGUGUAUAGGAGAAAAAGACAUUACAGAUGAUUCAUUGGAAAAAUUUGGUAUCUCUAGACAUUGUCAGCUUGGUCUACAUCACCAGAAAUCUAACUCCCUGAAACCUCUUUCUAUGUCACAGCUGAAGCAAUGGAAACAUUUUUCUGGAGAUCAUUUAAAUCUUACAGAUCCUUUUCUUGAAGGAAUAAGAGAAAAUGUGUCAUUCUUUUUUCAGAAUAUAACGAAUCAAGCUAUUGCCAUAUAA
Cynocephalus volans (Philippine flying lemur) is the source of this 2721-nucleotide messenger RNA. RefSeq names its product RAD54 homolog B (gene RAD54B). The transcript is spliced from 14 exons. Gene Ontology annotation, molecular function: ATP binding; ATP-dependent chromatin remodeler activity; DNA translocase activity. The record is from RefSeq and is a predicted model, not a curated record. Bases 1 to 2721 code for a protein of 906 amino acids. Gene Ontology annotation, biological process: reciprocal meiotic recombination; double-strand break repair via homologous recombination. Gene Ontology annotation, cellular component: nucleus. Lineage: Eukaryota; Metazoa; Chordata; Mammalia; Dermoptera; Cynocephalidae.